UAUGAGCUGCUGAACUGAGAGGACAAAGACAGAAGAGAUGAAUAUCUCUACAGUGAACUUCACCACACCUGAAACAUCAACAAACUACACAAUUAAAUCUAUUGGGCUAAUGGACCGUGUGGAAAUUGGUGUGUACAGCAUCAGUUUUCUGUUUGGUCUUCCUGCACACUCCUAUGUUAUAUGGCUCAUCAUAACAGAAUCAGGAGUUGCAUCAGAGCUAUUCAACCUCAAUCUGUCUGUUUGUGAGUUUAUUAAUUGUCUGAAUAGUUUGGUCUCUAUACUGUCAAUUUACUUUUCAAAUCUUACAAUAAUAUCAUUGGUUUUUCAAGGACUUGUCUUCACUGGUUGUUCACUGUUUCAGAGUCUGAUCUGUGUUGAGCGUUACCUGGCAGUAGUUCAUCCUGUAACCUUUCUGAAGUACAAACUUCUCAGAUAUAGAGUGAUCUGCUGCACUGCGGCCUGGAUAAUCACUCUUGGCUCCUGUUUGUGCUGCGGAUUCAUUGUAGUAUCACUAAAAAUACAUGUAUAUACAUGGUUCUUCUCGCAGCAGUUCCUUCUCUUCUUCUCCAUCCAGUUGUUUUGUCUUGUUGCUGUUCUCAGAGCUCUGAAGCAGUCAGGACCAGGAGAGAGAGGGAGAAAGAGAGAAGAGGAAAACCACAUGAAGAGAAGAGCUUUUUAUAUUAUUCUAAUAACUACUGUGAGCAUGACUAUUAUGCAUGUCCCAUUUACUAUCACAGGAUUUCUGACCUUUCUGACACAACAGAACACUCAUGCUCUUUGGAACACGGGUUUAACUUUUUAUGUACUGGCUAGUUUUGUUCAGCCUGUUCUUUAUCUGCAACGGACUGGAAAACCCUCUCGCCUGUGUUACUCAUAA
Messenger RNA from Onychostoma macrolepis, 877 nucleotides. Its product is annotated as C-C chemokine receptor type 8-like. The record is from RefSeq and is a predicted model, not a curated record. The coding region runs from base 38 to 877 and encodes 279 amino acids. The transcript has a single exon. Gene Ontology annotation, molecular function: G protein-coupled receptor activity. NCBI's taxonomy places the organism in Eukaryota, Metazoa, Chordata, Actinopteri, Cypriniformes, Cyprinidae. Gene Ontology annotation, biological process: positive regulation of Rho protein signal transduction; phospholipase C-activating G protein-coupled receptor signaling pathway. Gene Ontology annotation, cellular component: membrane.